AUGGCGACAGGACCCGCGACCCAGUCUCUGAAGUGUGUGGUGACAGGUGACGGUGCUGUUGGUAAAACAUGUCUCCUGAUUUCCUAUACAACAAACGCCUUCCCCGGUGAAUAUAUACCUACCGUAUUCGACAACUAUACUGCUAGUGUGAUGGUAGAUGGCAGACCGAUCAGCCUAGGACUCUGGGAUACUGCUGGACAGGAAGAUUACGAUCGCCUUCGCCCGUUGUCCUACCCGCAAACCGAUGUCUUCCUCAUUUGCUUUUCCAUCGUCAGCCCUCCCUCGUUUGACAACGUGAGAGCUAAGUGGUUCCCCGAAAUCGAACACCAUGCUCCCAACGUACCGAUCAUCCUUGUUGGUACUAAGCUCGACCUGAGGGACGACCGGGGAACCCUGGAAACCCUGCGCCAGAGGAAGAUGGAGCCCGUCUCCUAUGAACAGGCUCUGGCCGUAGCCAAGGAAAUCCGAGCACACAAGUAUCUAGAGUGCUCCGCUCUCACACAGCGUAACUUGAAGAGUGUAUUCGAUGAGGCUAUUCGUGCUGUCCUCAACCCCCGGCCUACGGCGAAACCGAAGAACAAGAAAUGUGUCAUUCUGUAG
Molecule: messenger RNA, 600 nt
Organism: Aspergillus homomorphus CBS 101889
Lineage: Eukaryota; Fungi; Ascomycota; Eurotiomycetes; Eurotiales; Aspergillaceae
Gene: racA
Product: putative Rho GTPase Rac
Exons: 6
Coding region: 1-600 (199 amino acids)
Biological process (GO): small GTPase-mediated signal transduction; regulation of actin cytoskeleton organization; actin filament organization
Cellular component (GO): plasma membrane; cell projection; cytoskeleton
Molecular function (GO): GTPase activity; protein kinase binding; GTP binding
Source: RefSeq, a predicted model, not a curated record